GUUGAACGGGUGUUGGCUUUGUGGGUGGAACGGGGGGUUAUUAAUACUGACGAGAAGAAAGAGUUUUGCUUCUUCUGCCGCCUGUCGCAGCAGCAGCUGCAGCAAGCCCUAAACCCUCCUCGUUCAGAUGCAGAGCGGCGACAGGGUGGUUAUGGAGAUAUGGACGACAGCGGAUUGACUCCGGAGCCGGCGCGGGGGUUUGAUAGAAGGCCGGAAGAAUUAGGGUUUACGCCUGAGACGGUUUCUGUUGGGGUGAUGGCGACGAUGCUUCGCAGUAUUAUUAAACGCACCCGCCAUAUGCACGCGGCGUUCGUUCCUUAUCGGCCGCUGGACCCUCUAGCGACGCCCCAAACCACUCCACCUGUGGAGCCUCCUUCAGAAUAUUUGUUAGAUCGUCUCCAGGACUUCUACGAGGAUUUGGACCAUAUAGAGGAAAACUUCAGGCGCAAAAUGGAGAAGGCUAGCCGUCGUCGUUCUGUGUCUCCGUCUCUAAGCGGCAGCAUCAGCAGCGACAGCGUGCACAGCAGAAGCAGAUCCAGCAGCGCUAGUCUUGAGAGAAAGCUUGAAGCAAGGGAGAAAGACCGUCGGCAGGUGUCUCCUGAGCGCGGGGGUUCAAAGGGUGAUAAAAUUAAAUUUAGCAACAACUGGAUUGCUGCAGAGAUGGGGCUUGCAGACGAUGGGACCUUUGCUGCUCUGUCGGGAAAAGCAGCAGCGCCGACCCCGCAGCAGCAGCAGCAGCAGCAGCAGCAGCAGCACGAUAAGCAGCAAUCCACGUACCAGCAGCAGCAGCCACAGCGCCACAAGCAGCAUCACCAUAAUCAGCAGCAACAGCAACAGCAGCAGCAGCAGCAGCAGCAGCAGCAGGAGGCGUGUGUUUAUGCUGCAGGCCCCCGUACAAGCAUGCGUUUGGGGCUGGGAGCAACAGCAGAGCCGCGGAAGCAGCAGCAGCAAAUUGACUUUUCAGAUCCCUAUGAAAGAUUUCGUCACCAACGCGCAGGCCGCUACCACGAGGUCAUGGCAGCACACAAAGCGGAGAGAAGAGAGAUGGGGAGGCAGCAAGACCGAAACUGCUACCUUUGCGGCAAGUCUGCAGCAGCUGCAGCAGCUGCUGCUGAGCACGACCGUUUGCAAGUGGUCCAGGUGUCUGUACACCGCAGCUCUGCCCCCACACAUCUCAAAUCAGCAGCAGCAGCACCAGCAGCAGCAGAAGGCCUUAAAACCCUUCACCUUCGUAUGGGCUCCAGCAGGUGUAAACGCCCAGCCGACAGCAGCAGCAGCAGCAGCAGCAGCAACCGCCUAGCAGCGGGAGCGAGUGUAGCUGCAGCACAAGCAGCAGCAAUAACAGCAGCAGCAGCAGCAGCAGGAUCACGAGCAGCAGACACAGCAGCAGCAGCAGCAGGAUCGAAGCUAUCUAGCCUCUUCAACAACAGAAGCAGCAAGCCUUCUGUAAGCUCAACCCCGAUAAGAAGCAGCAGCAGCAAGUACAGCAACAGCAACAUAAGCAGCAGCAACAACGACGGCAGCAGCAGUAUCAGCAGGGGCAGCAACAGCAGCAACAGCAGCAGCAGCAGCGGCAGCAGGGACAGCAGCUGCAAAAGCAGCAGCACCAAUAGCAGCAGCAGCCAUAUCCGCAGCAACAAGAGCAGUCGCAGCAGCAACGGCAGCAGCCAGAUCAGCGGCCAAAGCUGCAGGAGGAGCAGCAGCAAGAGCAGCACGAGGGGGAGCAGCAGCCGCAACAACAGCAACAGCAAGCGCAGCAGCAGCACGAUCAGCAGCAGCCGCUGCAGCAACAGCCGCAGCAGCAGUAGCAGCAGCCGCAAGAGCAGCAGCAACAGCAGCAGCAACAGCAGCAGCAGCAAGAGCUGCCGCUGCGGCAGCAGCAGCAGCACUAGCAGUAGAAGAAACAGCCACAAGAAAAGCAGAAUCAGCAAGGGCAGCAGCAGCAACAGCAGCAGGAGCAACAAGCGCAGCAGGAGCAACAAGACCAGCAGCAUUAGCAGCAACAGCAGCAUUAGCAUCAGCAGCUGCAAGAGCAGCAGCAUCAGCAGCUGCACGAGCAGCAUUAGCAGCACCAGCAGCAGCAAGAUCAGCAGCUGCAAGAGCAGCAACAGCAUCAGCAGCUGCAAGAGCAGCAGAAACAACAACAACAACAACAGCAGCAGCAGCAGCAGCAGCAGGAGGCGGAGAUACUUUAUAUUAAGAAGAGGACGCUCGUCUGUAUUUCCGGUGUAUAUUAUCAAUGUGUCGUACGAUGGCUAUACAUUUAUGCUGUAUAAGGACUUCGAGGACAGGGCAGGGGUAACAGCAGCGCUGCAGACGGGUUGUUAUGUGGAUUCACGCGGCGUGGAAGUGCAGCUGCUGCUGCUGAUGCCUCUUUCUGUUACAGACCUCGCUCCUCUAGGAAGAGCAGACGUCACUCAUGUUGCUGCAGGGUUUAGAAGGGCCCUGCUCGAUGCUUCUCCUUUUGCUGCUCUCUUACGGAGCUGUUCGUACACCAAGAAAAUGAAUUUAGCUGAUGACGCAGCGCAGUGGACAGGCUGGCAGCUGUGGGUGCGAAACGAAGAGGCCAACAUCAUCGCCAUCGUCCUGAGACGAAUGUACACCCCACCAACUAUGGACGGAUGUCAGGAUAUGAUUUUGACUUACAAAAUAUCACACGAGGACCAAAAGGAGUUUCACCUGAAAGAAGAUGACUUGUUGCGGGAGGCGGAGUUCAUAGCAGAUUCUAUUUCUUCAGAAAGUUUGUGCAGCUGCGCAACCCGCGAUAUACUGCAAGCAAAGAUAGAUGCUCUCUUGCUGCAUGAUGAAGCUUAUCAUUGGCUCUAUAUGAACUGCAGACUAACCGGAACGGCAUUUUUCGCUCCUCAACUCUAA
Molecule: messenger RNA, 2874 nt
Organism: Eimeria acervulina
Lineage: Eukaryota; Apicomplexa; Conoidasida; Eucoccidiorida; Eimeriidae
Exons: 19
Source: RefSeq, a predicted model, not a curated record